Molecule: messenger RNA, 3139 nt
Organism: Macroventuria anomochaeta
Lineage: Eukaryota; Fungi; Ascomycota; Dothideomycetes; Pleosporales; Didymellaceae
Product: GTP-binding protein-like protein 2
Exons: 2
Coding region: 291-3014 (907 amino acids)
Biological process (GO): translational elongation
Molecular function (GO): translation elongation factor activity; GTPase activity; GTP binding
Source: RefSeq, a predicted model, not a curated record
CAUCACUAUACUAUACACUCAUUCUUUCGCAACAAACGAUCAGAGACAGACCUCAUAACAAAGAACUGAGAUGCAAGCGAUGUCUUUCAACAGCUAGUGAUUGCCGAGAGGCAGCCGUUCACAACUCGCCAACGAGUUGUUUACAACUUCCACUUGCGAAGUCUCAUACAGCUUUUGCGCAUACAUCCAUCAAGAUGCUUCCAUUAUUAUCAAAACUUUUCCGGACGCACUACUCCCAUACGAACUCAAGAUCUUUACGAGCUUGAUGUGACAUAUGAGAGGGACAAUACAUGACCUGUACAACCAACACCACAAUCAACAAUCCGCAUCAGCUCAACCUGCCAACACAAAGAACGGUCCAAGAUAUGGCCUCCAUCUUCACUUUCGACCCUGACCCACCACGCGUGUCUUCACCAUGGGCUACGCCUCCGGCUGGGAACGGGACCAGCUCUCCAGCUCUUCAGCAAGCAGCUAAGCCGAUCCCCUCAAAACUUGGUAUCAACGAUGAUACCAAGUCAACUGCAAGCACUCAGAUUCCUACCAUUGACAACACCACUGUCACGCGACUAGAGGCUGAGCCACAGGAGGGCCCAACGGAGUACAAACUGCAUCUCCUUCUGAAACGACGGAGAUCGUUCACACGCUUCAGUACUGGACUGCGCGCUUCUGGCUCGCUGCGUCGCGGCGAUGGCACAAGCUCUAUCGCUGUUAACCGCGCCGUAUCCGAAUCAGGUGCUCUGAGUAAUACCCCACCUCCGUUGACGUCCAUUCAGUCACGACAGCAUCGUCUGGAGCAACUGACCACCCAGUUGCUGUGGCGUCUGCAGCAGUCAUGCCCCUACCACAUCUCCUCAUCAACGGCGCCCCUUCUUCCGCAUCUUCCGGACGAUGCCAAACUCACGACCACUGAGAUGCCUCAGCGGCUACUCCCAGGGCUGGAGGAGAGCAAAGGCGCGCUGUACGAGAUUGGAGUUGCAGACGAUGGAUCGAUCGUUGGCUUGGCAGAGGACGAGAUGGAAGAGAGCUUGAACAACUUGCGCGCCAUGGCUGCGAGCCUCGGCUGUCGGGUUGAAGUCCAGCGCAUGCUCUCUGUUGGUGAGUGUGAGUGGAUUGAGAACAACGGCACAAAACAGCGUGAAGUACGCACCUCCAAACUGUUAGCUGCCGAAGCUUUGAUCAGCCCUGACCAACACCUGGUGGACAACUUAAAAGAGGCUCAGCACGCUGCAGACGAUGUCUCAGCAGGUGCCUCUGCCAGUACUGCAACACCAGCAGUUGUACUUGGUGACACCCAGUCCAGCGUUGAGCAGUUGAGAGUCUCCCUCAUCGGUGCGACCAUGUCUGGAAAGUCCAGUCUCCUGGGUACCUUGUCGACGGCAACGCUCGACAACGGGCGUGGAAAGAGUCGUCUAAGCCUUCUGAAGCAUAGACAUGAGAUUGCCUCCGGUAUGACCAGCUCCGUAACACAGGAGCUUAUCGGAUACCGUGAUUUGAUGGAGCCAGAUGGUGCAGUCUCGACACAAGUCAUCAGCUAUGGGUCUGGAGAUGUCGACGCCUGGGUUGAUAUUCACGCUGCCGUUGAGGCCGCUCAAGAGGGCCGUCUGGUUGUUCUAUCAGACUCUGCAGGACAUCCGCGAUUCCGUCGCACGACAGUUCGAGGCAUCGUUGGCUGGCAGCCACAUUGGACGCUUGUGUGCGUUCCAGCUGACAACACGGACGAGUCCUCGGGCAAGAUUGGGGCUUCACCCAGUUCGCAAGACAUACUCGGGCCUGCUGCCGCGGACCUUGACUUGUCACAGGCUCAUCUAGAGCUUUGUCUGGAUCUUGAAUUGCCUCUUGUCAUUGUCAUCACCAAGUACGAUCUCGCCACCAAAGCUGGCCUGCGUCAGACCUUAUCCAAGUUACUGUCGGCCCUGAAGGAGGCCGGUCGCAAACCUUGCAUCAUCUCCGACCAGACAACAUCCAUGUUGGACGUCGAUAUCCAGCAGGUUUCCACAGGUGACCUUCAGGAAGCCGAUAUUACAGCAAAGCAGUUGGCCUCGUCACCUCUCGCGAUUGUGCCGAUAGUCUUGACAAGUGCCGUAAAAGGCACUGGAAUCACGAAGCUGCAUGCAUUCUUGCGACUACUGCCAAUCCACGUCGAAGCACCUCUUCCAGACAAGUCACCGUUGCAUUUGUUCUACAUCGAAGAUGUGUACAGUGUUAGGGGCAACACAUCUUCAGACCGUUCUGCAAUCAUCGGCGGGUAUCUGCGACAUGGACGAUUGACAGUUGGCGAAGAGUUGCUUCUGGGCCCGUAUCCAAUCGAUACCAGCUCAGAUGACAGCGACAGCGGAACCGGAAGACCGCCACGCAGCUCUCCCAUAACGACCUCAAGAUCAUACCCUGGCGCGCUGAACAAGAGGAACACCACCCCGCGUGAUCGGCAUGUUGAGUGGCGGCGAGUGCGCAUUACAUCGCUACGCAACUUGCGUCUACCUGUGCGAGCGCUCUAUGCGGGUCAGCUUGGCACAAUAGCAGUUGAGCCCAUUGACACCCCAAUACUUAGCCCGGCCAUCAACCGUAUCAGGAAAGGGAUGGUACUGGCGGAUCGACAGCCUUUGGCGUCAAGAGUGAUGACGGUUCGCUUCCAAGGCGCCCAGGCGAGCGGUGCCGCCAGCCUUACUGUUGGAAGCGCGGUCGUUGUCUACGUUGCCAGUGUAAGAGCCUCAUCAAAGGUCAUCUCAGUGGCUUCUGAGCCCGGCCCAUCUGUCGAAACACCAGUACAGGAUGAAGACGAGGAUGGAUUCGGGUUUGGCUUCGACGACGAGGCGGACGAGCCACCUACCACCGCGGAACCGUCCACAGCCACGGUUACCUUCCAGUUCAUCGCAUCAAAGGAGUUCAUUGAGCAGGGCGCCAAAGUCCUCGUCAUGCCUGGCGGUGGGCCGGGUCUAGCUAGUGGUACCGAGAGAGGAGCGAAAGGUGUCGCAGGUCUUGAAGGUUUUGUGGGUCAUGCUCUUGAGCAAUACUAGAGCUCUGGCUGAACUCCAAUACCGUGUUUAGCUUUUCAAUGUUGGUGUGUGUGUUGUGCAUUCUGAUUUUGUGUUUUUGGUUUCUCAUCUUCUUAUUUAAGGAUAUGGUCUGAGCAACGAAGCUU